Messenger RNA from Nakaseomyces glabratus, 1599 nucleotides. RefSeq names its product phosphatidylinositol 4,5-bisphosphate-binding protein (gene SLM2). The record is from RefSeq and is a predicted model, not a curated record. Lineage: Eukaryota; Fungi; Ascomycota; Saccharomycetes; Saccharomycetales; Saccharomycetaceae.
AUGAGUUCUCAAGCAGACCCCCGGUCCCCGCUAGCAGUGCUUGUUCCAUAUGAUGCUCAUCCAGCUGAGCAGCUUGCUCAGAGGUUCACAGAAUGGAGGAAAGUGCUCAAGGCUAUUAUAGUGUAUCUCUCUGAGGUGGCUUCUGUCCAAGAAGAGAUAAUAAGACAGAACGCCAAAGUCUCUAAUAUACUUGCAUCACACGGUAUAAGCAACGCUGGCAUAGGAAGCAGUGGUUCGGGACUCAGCGGUAGUUUCAACUUAACAUCUGCUGCAAAUAAGCUAGCCAGUGGUGGUGCACACGAUAAGCACGGUAAGAACAAUAACGGAUGGUUCUUUUCUGGUUCCGAGGAAGAUAACACACAUUCUGCAAACACCAUAAAUCAUUUCUUUCUGCCUAUUGGUAACGGCUCUAUUCAGGAUGUCCCCAUUAUUCUUCGACAAUACCACGAUGUAAUGGCAGCUGAAGCGGCUAAAGGUACGAGAGAACUUCAAAACAGCAUAAUCCCCGGACUUGAAAGUUUAAAUAAGGAUUUAGUAUUGAAAAUCAAGAGCAUCAAGAGCUUAAGUUCAGAUUUCAAGAAUAAUUGCUCAAAAGAACUUGAUACAACCAGGGAAUGUAUGGUAAAAUUUCAGCAGUCAAUAAAUCAAGCUAGAAAAAACGUACCAGCAAGAGAUCCUUACCUUUUAAAGGUAAACUUAGAUAACCAGAUAAGAAGACAGCUCUCAGAGGAGAAUUUUUUACAUGAAGCUUUUAUGAAUCUACAAAGUUCAGGCCAAGAGCUGGAAAAAAUAGUGGUGGCAAGCAUACAAAAUGCAUUCAGAGUAUUAGCACAAAUUUUGGGCGCCGAAGCCAAGAUAAUAGAUGAUCAACUGGUUAAUAGACUGCUGAGUUCAUUUUUGUCAUUAUCACCAUCUCAUGAAUGGGAUAAUUUUUUACUGCGAGACAAUACCAACUUUAUUCCGCUCAAUUUACCGAUGAGAAAAUUCAAAGAAAUAGAAUAUACUGGAAAGAACGAUCCUCUCACUUUGGUUGUUCAAUGUGGCUACCUGGAAAGGAGAUCCAAAUACUUAAAGUCUUAUACAAAGGGGUAUUACGUUCUUACGCCAAACUAUUUGCAUGAAUUUAAAACGUCAGAUCGGAAAAGAGACUCUGUACCGUUAUUCUCGCUAUCUUUGGCUGAGUGUAAAGUGGUUCAGCAUACGCCUUUGAACGAAUGUGAUAAGAAAGGAGAAGGUAAGGAUUCUCAAUCAUACAAAUUUAUCCUGCAUACGAAAACAAAUGGCCUAAUCCAUAGAGGGCACAAUUGGGUUUUUAGGACGACAUCCAGUAAAGAGAUGCUUUAUUGGUUCAAAAAUCUUUCGGAGCUAACAACUUUUAAUAACCAAGAAGAAAAGGUGAAAUACUUGAGCACAUUAAAGGCCAAAAUAGAGAGAGAAUCUGAAACAUUAGCUCCGAUGUUAUCUGCAAGAAGUUCCACCACUCGAUCUAGAGCUAUUCAUUCAAUGGACUCCACGAGGAGGUCAUGCUCAGAUCAAUCGGCGGCAGAAACUAAUGGAAAUACAACUUUAACUAAGACACUAAGUAUUGGUAAUAAGUGA